AUGAGAAUAAAAGAACCAUAUAAUCUUUAUGAAUUUGAUCCCAAAGAACGCAAUAUGUUUCUAAACGCUAUCCAAGACUCUGAUCAUAUUAACUUUGAUCUUUAUGAUAAGAUCAUUCUUGGGAGAACAAAAGAUUAUGAUUAUUUGUCUGAACCUAGAAUUGAAAGCACAGCUUAUGCACGACGUUGUGCACGAGAGUUGUAA
Messenger RNA from Racocetra fulgida, 204 nucleotides. The record is from the annotation of a GenBank genome assembly. Lineage: Eukaryota; Fungi; Glomeromycota; Glomeromycetes; Diversisporales; Gigasporaceae.